Molecule: messenger RNA, 2336 nt
Organism: Tuber aestivum (summer truffle)
Lineage: Eukaryota; Fungi; Ascomycota; Pezizomycetes; Pezizales; Tuberaceae
Source: the annotation of a GenBank genome assembly
AGGCCUUGUCGCAUAAUCCCCUAUUGCAGAAAUAGCAAGUUCACUGGCCGUGAGGAUCUCAUUGAAUCGCUAAGGAGGUUUUCGGAGCCUACCGGGCACAACCGGAUCGCGCUUCAUGGAUUGGGCGGUUCAGGGUACGUAUUCAUGAUCGCCAUUUCAGGAGUCUACUAACCUCGCUCAGGAAAACCCAGAUUGCCCUCGAAUACCUCUAUCGGCGCGCAAGCGAGAGCGAUUGUGACGUUUUCUGGGUGCACGGGAGUGGGCUACCAAAAUUUAGCGAGGACUUGAGAGCCAUUGCACAACUUGUUCGGAUUCCACCACCCAGCACCGAGCCAGACGAAGAGGGAUUCCUGUUAAAUAUAAAGAGGUGGUUUGAAGGACAAGCCAGUGGCGAUUGGGUUUUGGUUAUUGACAAUGCCGACAAUGAGGAGGACUUUAUGGGCAACCGCGGUCGCAUUUCCAAAUUUGUACCACAAGGGUCUCAGGGCACUUUGAUACUCACCACCAGAUCAGCUCAGGUUGCAUUACGAGAGCGUUGUGGAAUGAUUGAGGUCGGAAAAAUGCCACAGAAUGAAGCCCAAGAAUUGUUUUUAAAACUCUUGGGUAACUUCAACAGCUCCAGGGAUGAAGAAAAAGUAGCGAUCACAAUGAUCCUGAAAUCUAUACAUCACAUCCCACUGGCCAUCAUAGGCGCAGCAGCCUUCAUGGCUGAAACCCAGACUCCGCCUUCUACUUACUGGUCCAUUUUUCGGGAAAGCGACGAACACGCCAAGAGACUUCUUUCACGGCCGUUUUGCGAUAUCCAACGAGAGACCGAUAUUGCUGAGAGCACCCUCACUACGUACUUCAUCACCUUUGACCGAAUUACAAGGGGGAUGCCCCUAGCUGCAGAUCUUUUGCAUUUAAUCGCCUUCUUCGAUCGUCAGAACAUACCCGAAGAGCUAUUGCGCCAGAGUGGUUUGGAAGGGAUAGACGAUCAAAUCCUGUUUCGUGAGGCAAUUGGAAAACUAUUAGGAUUUUCGCUAGUUACGGCCAUCACACAUGAGGACAAGACAUUUUACGAGCUCCACCGAUUAGUGCAACUGUCUUUGCAAGUGUAUUUACCAGCAGAAGAGUUAAGUCGAUGGAGGGCCAACGCACUGAAAGUGGUUUCAAGAGUUUUCCCUCGGCAUUGGACCACGUGGAAGGGUGUUAGUUCUGCAUACAUUCCUCACGUACUUGUAGUAACCAGAAGUUUAACGGAUCCCAUUGCCGAAGAGCUUUGUUUUCGCCUGGGAUGGUACUUUCAUGAUAUGGGUUCAUAUAAUAACGCAGAAACUCAAUUGCGUCGAUGUAUUGCACUUCGGGAGGAGAGCAAAGAGCAUGACUGGGAUGAGGAGGGUCCGAGGAGAGUUCUAUGCCUGGGUUCGAUAAGUAUACAUCAAGGAAAGGCAAAUGUAGCCGAGGACAUGAUUCGGAGGUUAUUAGAAGAUAUUGGGGAAUCAUUGGACCCAAAUCAUCUAAUCGUGCAGGACGCAAUUCGACACUUGGCUUGGGCGCUAUCUCGGCAAGGAAAGUACGACGAAUCAGAGAAGUUGCACCGGCGUGCACUGGAGGGGCACGAGAAGAUACUUGGACCAGACCACCCAGACACCCUAAAAAGUUUCAAUAGCCUGGCUCUGGUACUGUGGGACCAAGGAAAUUACGACGAAUCAGAGAAGAUGCAUCGGCGUGCACUGGAGGGGUGCGGGAAGAUUCUUGGACCAGACCACCCAAACACCAUAGCAAGUGUCAACAACCUGGCUACGGUGCUGCAAUCCCAAGGAAAGUACGACGAAUCAGAGAAUAUGGUUCGGCGUGGAUUGGAUGGGCACGAGAAGCUUCUUGGACCCGACCACCCAAGCACCCUAACAAGUGUCAACAACCUGGCUGGGGUGCUGCGAGACCAAGGAAAGUACGAGGAAUCGGAGAAGAUGCUUCGGCGUGGACUGGAGGGGUGCGAGAAGAUUCUUGGACCGGACCACCCGAGCACCCUAACAAGUGUCAACAACCUGGCUGGGGUGCUGCGGGACCAAGGAAAGUAUGAGGAAUCGGAGAAGAUGCUUCGGCGUGGACUAGAGGGGUGCGAGAACAUUCUUGGCCCGGACCACCCAAGCACUCUAAUAAGUCCCAACAACCUGGCUACGGUGCUGCAAUCCCAAGGAAAGUACGACGAAUCAGAGAAGAUGCUUCGGUGUGCACUCGAGGGGUACGAGAAGAUUCCUGGGCCAGAUCAUCCAAACACCCUAUCAAGUGUCAAAAGCCUGGCUACGGUGGUGCGGCUCCAGGGUGGGCGUGGCGAUUCAGGUACGAUAAGG